Nematolebias whitei (Rio pearlfish) is the source of this 2500-nucleotide messenger RNA. It is a transcript of the gene plekho2, whose product is annotated as pleckstrin homology domain containing, family O member 2. The transcript has 7 exons. Gene Ontology annotation, biological process: macrophage apoptotic process. Lineage: Eukaryota; Metazoa; Chordata; Actinopteri; Cyprinodontiformes; Rivulidae. Bases 189 to 2207 code for a protein of 672 amino acids. The record is from RefSeq and is a predicted model, not a curated record.
CCUCGGUGUCAUAAAGCGCACAGUUCCUUGUUUUCAACAUUUGCUGCUGGAAAUGUGUCCUCCGCUCGUCAACAAGUGAGAAGUUUCAGGACGAGGGGAAUAAAAACUACACAACCAUUGAAACAAACUGCGGCGUCGUGUGAUUUUGAGCGGACUGUCAGCCACAUAACGGACCCUGCUCCUUUAUAAUGGAAGAUGGCACGAAAGAGGACACAGCCCAGCACAAAAAGCCAAAGUUCCUGAGUAAGGCUGGUUGGGUGAAGAAAGCUCACGGCAAACUGUUGACAAGCUACAAAGACCGAUACGUCCACGUGGAAAAGACAGAGGUGGUGGUGUAUGAACAUGAGGACCUGCAGAACUGCUUGGAAAGGUUUGACCUGGAAAACUAUGAAUCGUGUCACGAAUUAAAGAGCCCGUUCAAGAAAAAACACAGGCUGGUACUGAUACGCUCACCCAAGCCUGGAAAUAAGGUCCAUGAUGUAAAGUUUCAGACUCAGUCUGCUGAGGAGAAGGAGGCUUGGAUGAAAGCCCUCAGCGACUGCAUCAGUCGUGCAAAAAACAAAGUCUUUGAUGAGGUGAAGGUUGACGAAAGCAUCAAUUUAGAGCAUGUUACUCGAACAAGACCCAAAGGUAACUGUAACCGGCGGCCACCAACCAGGAUACACAUGAAGGAGGUAGCGGAUGUUUCAUGUGAUGGUAUCCUGCGUUUGGACCUUGAUCUGGAGGAUGCAGUGAUGCCUAAUGGGACCCACCGUGCCAAUACAGAUGGCACUGAGACCACUAAGGGAGCUCAAACAGAUGCUGGCAAAGUUUCAGGGAAUCCAUUAGUGCCAGUUGUUGAGGAGGAUGCUCAGGCUGAACCAGAAGCCCCUACCCAGAAGAAAGCCAUCAAACCACCUAUGCCACCCACCAAAGAGGCUAAGUCCAAGUCAGCAUCUGAGGAUGAACCUGUUACAAAUGAUGGUCUGGAGAAAAAGGUACCGGUGCCGCCAUUAAAAGAAGCCAAACCCUCUGAAGAAGCUGCAAACGAUCAAAGAGCUGGAGUGAAGAAAAAGGCAGGGCCACCGCCGCCGACCCCUCCCAACAAACCCAGCACCAGCAGCUCCUUGAGCAAUCUUACUGAAAUCUCGCCGUCAAUGCCAAAUUCCCACCCUCCCACUCCUCCAGCCAAAGAGAAAAAGCCUCUUAAAACUGCAGCGGAGCUCGAUCAGCAGGUUCAAGCUGCAGCUGAUGAGAAGAAGGAGAAGGAGGAGGAUAGUGGCAGUGAAACAACAGAACCAGCUGUGGAAACAGACGAGUUGAAUUCAGACAAAGUUGAAGACGAUCAACUUGAGAGUGCUGCUGCCAAAGAGAAAGUUUCUGAUGAAGAGACACCUGAGGCAGUAAGCUGUGGAAUAAUAAAGACAUCUGACAAUGACCAACAAGAACCUGCUGCACCACAGGGGAAAAGCCUAAGUCCUCCUCUAAUCUCCAAGAAAAGUUCUGAGGACCAUGUUCCUCCUGCCACGCAGAACAAAACCGACCCCUCAGCUAUAACUAAGCCUGAUGCCCCCUCAGUUGUUGUCUCCUGUAAUGACCCCCUCACUGACAGCCUCAGCCUUCUCUGUCACUUGUCUGGAGAGAAGAAGAAGAAGAAGAAGGCAGAGGAAAAAUCUGUAGACAGUGGUCAGCACUCAGAUGAUGAGAGUGAAGGCUCUGGGUGUGAAGACUCGCUGGCAGCCUCCACAGCUGCACUCCGAGGAAGCAACGUCGCUCUGGACGUGUUGGACGCCUCCGACGACAGCAUCCAGGUCUCUGUUAAUUUAAGACCAUCAGCUGAGCUUCAGGUUAGACCAAACGCUUUCCCCUGUCGGCGGUCGCAGCCACUUCAGAAACCUCCCAAACCCUUAAACAAGCCCAGGUCAGCCUCCAUCGGUGACCUGCUGUCCGAGCCUUCAGACUGUUCUCAGAAACAGCGCGGCAGAGCUGCCGAUAAAAACACACCGGCUCUAAAGGAUGAUGUCACAAACCUGGAGAUUGAAGUGGCUCUGGAGAUGGAAAAAACGAGUGAGCUCCUGAGCAAGGCACAGGGGGAGAGUUGUGGGGAGGACGUGCCUGAGGAUCUGCUGGCUAAAGCCUUGGAAAAGCUGAAGAAGGCUGACAAAGUCCUCAGGGAGGUCAACAAACUGAAACUAACAAAAAACACAAUCGACAGGAUGAGCUGGUGAAUACUGGCUGCAGCAGAAAGACUGAUGGUUAAAGCCUUCACGUGGACAGUGUUUUAGCAGCUGUAGAUUAGGAACCCAGUCCUGUGGAGACUUCGCCUGUUUGAUUUGCACGAGGCCUAAAGAUGAUAAGUGUAAAAGGGUAACAAAAAGUGAUGUGGGUAUUCACAGCGUGCUUCUCCUCUGCAACACAGAGAUCCGUCCUGGUUUAACUCAAAAUGGUUAAAGGAAGAUGCACUUGAUUUUGAUGAAAAAUGUAAACGUUUUCAGUCAAAAUGCAGCUGAUGCUGAAGAAA